UUAUAAUCAUCAUACACUAAUUUUUUACUUUUCAGUCUGUCUCAUCUAGUAUAUAAACUGUUGAGUUCCGUUGGUUUCUUUUGUAAUCAUUUGCAUUGUUGUGAACUGUUGUCUAUGCACAACCCUAUUCUUUCACUUACAUCCCGCACUAUAUGCAUCAGUAUGUCUCAUAGAUUUAUUAAAUAUCAAUGAUGAGUUAUGUUGCUAUUCAUAUGCAGGAUGAAACUUCUAUGCCUCUACUCAAAUGGAUAAAAAUUGAUCAUGAUGAGGUUGCUGUGAAGACGAUGGUGUCGCCACCAUCUUCUGAAAACCUCUACAAGCACAAGGCCACGGGCCAGAUGGGUGGUAUCUUUUUCAGGAAGCAGACUGAAACUGUUAAGCCUUCAUUGGUCAAAAGGAUUGCAACUGCUGCUGGUGAGGCAUCUACAGAGGCUAUCACCAAGUUAUUGUCAGCCCCACCUUCUGGAUGCGUAUAUAAGCUCAAGUCCAAGCACCAGCCGGGCCGUAACCAUCCAAGGGGUUCGGGUAUAUUUUCUUAAGCCACAUAUACAUGCCA
Messenger RNA from Lolium perenne, 556 nucleotides. The record is from RefSeq and is a predicted model, not a curated record. NCBI's taxonomy places the organism in Eukaryota, Viridiplantae, Streptophyta, Magnoliopsida, Poales, Poaceae.